AUGCCACUGCAGGAGAUUAUUGGGCCAGCGAUGUUGGCCGAAGUUGAUAUGUUGAACCCAGUGUACGGGCAGGAGCUUGGGACUGACGGGCUCGCGUAUUUCGGAGGAGCGGUGACCGAUGUCCAGCCAUUGAGCGUCCGUCGUGAUGCUCCAGCAGUGGAAGACGUCGUCAGCCAGACGAAGGACGUGAAGAAAGAAAAAAUAGAGGCGGCUGCCCCAUCUACCGUGGGGUUCGACAGCGGGAUGGCAGCUGUGUUCGCAUCGCUAGCGUUGAACAAGCCCGUCAUUGUCUAUCAAUUGGCUUUGGCAUUUGAAUCUGGCUCAUCCUCCUUCGUCAAGGCAAGGCAAGAAGGUCGGGUCCAAGUCAAGGCAGCCAGGAAUGGGAGGAGUCAUCUUCCGCAUCGCCAGCUUGACCGACUAGCGUGGGCGUCGUCUCCAUGGUUGACCUUGACGAGCCUAAGCCCAACACGAGAAAGGCAGAAGGGAGACUCUGUCAGGCCUAGAAUUCCGACGGAGACAAGAAAAAUAGACAGACUGGAGGAAGAGGAGGUCUGGAUAGCAGUCACGCCACCUCAUGCCUUGUCGAGCAUCCUGAAGAAUGAGCUGCAUAGCAUUGCAUGUACUUCUUUACUUACCACGACUUGA
Molecule: messenger RNA, 645 nt
Organism: Nannizzia gypsea CBS 118893
Lineage: Eukaryota; Fungi; Ascomycota; Eurotiomycetes; Onygenales; Arthrodermataceae
Exons: 5
Coding region: 1-645 (214 amino acids)
Source: RefSeq, a predicted model, not a curated record